Molecule: messenger RNA, 1397 nt
Organism: Lindgomyces ingoldianus
Lineage: Eukaryota; Fungi; Ascomycota; Dothideomycetes; Pleosporales; Lindgomycetaceae
Product: Bud-site selection protein
Exons: 1
Coding region: 42-1358 (438 amino acids)
Biological process (GO): maturation of SSU-rRNA
Cellular component (GO): nucleus; 90S preribosome
Source: RefSeq, a predicted model, not a curated record
CUCUCAUUAACUACGGCCACGCCCGCCUCUAACUACCCAACAUGCCGAAAAGAAAGCGCUGCGAAGGCACUUCCUCUUUCCCCGCCCUCGGCUCCUCCCCUUCACGCCUCAUAAGCCGGCAAAAAAAGCUCUGCAGUCAACAACUUGAAACCUCUACCAAAGCCUUAAUAUCCGCCCUCCGUCUCGGCGCCGGCUUCGAACGACAAAAAUACAGUCGACGCCGCAAGGCUGCGAAAGAUAAGAACGACGAGAAGGCAGUAGUGCGGUUGGAUGCCGAGUACGCGGUGCUUAAGAGCUUAGAGUUUGCGAAGGUCGCGGAACAGCAUUUGCGGAAGACGGUACAGAGGGUAAAGAGUAUCCGGGAUAAUGAGGCAUUGCCGAGGAGUGUGAGCGAGGUGGAUAGGGAAGUGAAGGAGCAGGUGGCGUUGAACGUAUGUGCGAGGCUGUAUAAGGUGCAUGGCGUGAGGAAGGUUGUGAACGAUGCGAUUAAUGAUCUGAAAGAGAUUUUGGGCGUGGAGGCUGGCAUUCAGAAGGCGCAGGUUGAUGCGCAUAAAGAUAAGGUAGAUUCAAAGCAGAAGAAGGUACGGAAGGAUCAGGAGUCUAUUGAUGACCUCAGUGAUGAAGAUGGGGAGACCUUCGCUGCAUUUGAUGCUCGAAUUGCUGCACCAUCAUCGGCCGGAGAAGAUAGCGAUGACUCUUUGUCAGAGGGUCAUCGUCCGCCAAGUGUUGAGGACAGUGAGGACGACUUUUCCGAAGACAACAGCGAAGACUCAAUACUUUCGGAUUUAGCAAGCCUUGACGAUGAGAGCAGAAAAUCAGUGUCCCCAUCCGAUAUUACUUCAUCCGCAGAUUCAGAUUCGGAAGGCGGCUCUUCAAUGCCUCCCCCAAAACCAAAACCAAGAACAAAGGAUCAUGGCACAGCGUCCAAAUCUACAUUCCUACCCUCCCUUACUAUGGGCGGCUAUUACUCUGGCACCGAUUCCGAAGCUUCUGAUCUCGACAUCGACGUGGCACCCAGGAGAAAUCGAAGGGGCCAACGUGCAAGACAGCAGAUCUGGGAGAAGAAGUUCGGCGAGAAGGCUAAGCAUGUGCAGAAGCAGGAAAGGAACAAGGGAUGGGACACCAAGAAGGGGGCCGUGGAUUCCAGCAGGAGCGCAGGCAAAGGCCGCACACGUGGUAUGAAACCUAGUGGAAGAGGACCCGAGAGGAGCGGCGAGAAUGCCCUGCCAUUGGGGCCGAGGAAGGCUACGAGGAGAGAUGAUGUAGGUCAGUUACAUCCGAGUUGGCAAGCAGCUAAGGCUGCAAAGGAGAAAAAGAUGGAUCUGAAGCCACAGGGGAAGAAAGUUGUCUUUGACUAGGCAAUCCUGCGCUUAGCGCUAUCAUGAUUGAUGAUAUAC